CCCUGUCAUGGGACAACCCAACAGCCCUGUCAUGGAUCAACCCAACAGCCCUGUCAUGGGCCAAUCUAACACCCCUGUCAUGGGCCAAACCAACACCCCUACCAUGGGUCAACAGUCUCAUAUUGAUGCUAACACCCCUAUGAUAGAUCCCACAACAAAGAAUAGACAAAAUGAUAUUUCUCUGUCAGUGAAUGAAAAUUUGGGGAAUAUUAGCAAAACUACUGAGAAUCUUUCACUUAUGUCUUUUGAGCAACAUGAACUUUCAUCUAUGGAAGUUUCCGUCACUCUAAAUAACAGUGAAAAGCCAAGUAAUAGUGAACAGACAUCAAUAUGGAAUACUCAGACUCAGGACAGUACUGAUGUUGAUAAAUAUCAUAAUCAAAAGGAAUUUUCCUCAGGGGAAAUUUCCAUUCCUCAGGACAAUGGAGAAAAGCCAGGUAGAAUUGAACAAACCUCAGUUUGGGAGUCCCAUGAAAGCACGGGUGUGAGAGAAAAUUCAGGGGAAAUUUCCAUUACUCAAAACAAUACUGGUAACCUUAGAAAUUCUUGUGAUAGCACAAAUGCUAGAGAAAAUACAAAAGACAAUGACUCUACUGAACAUUCUAAUGGGAGUAGGACUCUAAAACUGAAUCCUGUUGUUGACAUUAAGAUAGAUGAUAAUACCCAGCCUAGGGAUAAUAACACUGAUGUUCAACCUGGUAACACUGCAAAGGCACCAAGGAAUGUUUUCCAGGCAGGGCAGGGAAAAGAUAAGCGGCCAGGACUCCGCGCUAGAAUCAAUGAAAUGAGAGAUAGUGACAACAGGAGAAAACUUCAAGAGGUGAUAGUGACUGUGCCUCCCGCAACAUGGGACUCUGGUUCUGAAGAGAAUCUACCAGUUUCAGGCCAACCAAAGUCUAAAGUUGAUUCUGGGAAGAUGUCUAGUGCUGUUACCACGGGAACCAUAAGAAAGAAAGCUGCUAAAGAAAUGUAUAAGAGAACAGAAAGGCUCUAUAACCAAUUGGAAGAUGUUAAAGAGAAGAAACAGGUCCAAGAAAGAGUCAAACAGUACAAGGAGAACAGAGAAAAGGCAAAACAAUUUCACAAUAAAGUUCAAAAAGCUUUAAAACGAAAAUCUGUGGAAAGAAAAGAUGGCCUAAGUAGCAAACCCUAGUUGUUAUAGAGAUGAUGAGCAUUCCAUUGAUAUGCUUACCAAGAAAAUUAUUUAUUGUGGUACAAGGACAUGUUGUACAAUGAAGUAGAACUGUACACUUGACUUGGCCAAAUGUAGGCUACUGUAUAUGAGAUUAUUUUACUUAAGUUGAAUGUGUGAUUAGUUAAUUAUAUGAAUAAUAUAUAAAUUAAAA
Messenger RNA from Owenia fusiformis, 1346 nucleotides. The record is from the annotation of a GenBank genome assembly. NCBI's taxonomy places the organism in Eukaryota, Metazoa, Annelida, Polychaeta, Sabellida, Oweniidae.